This is a messenger RNA of Ictalurus furcatus (blue catfish), 1367 nucleotides long. RefSeq names its product eukaryotic translation initiation factor 4E binding protein 1 (gene eif4ebp1). Gene Ontology annotation, biological process: negative regulation of translational initiation. The transcript is spliced from 4 exons. NCBI's taxonomy places the organism in Eukaryota, Metazoa, Chordata, Actinopteri, Siluriformes, Ictaluridae. The coding region runs from base 344 to 694 and encodes 116 amino acids. The record is from RefSeq and is a predicted model, not a curated record. Gene Ontology annotation, molecular function: eukaryotic initiation factor 4E binding. Gene Ontology annotation, cellular component: cytoplasm.
GUGUGAAUGUGAGUGAGUGAGUGAGUGAGUGAGUGAGUGAAUGAAUGAAUGAAUGAAUGAAUGAAUGAGAGAGAGAGAGAGAGAGAGAGAGAGAGAAAGAAAGAAAGAAAGAAAGAAAGAGAGAGAGAGAAAGAGAGAGAGAACGUGGUUGUCAGCAUAGUUAGCUAGCUUGUAAGUGUGGGCGCGUGGAUAGUUCGCUAGCUUGUAAGUGUGAGCGCGUGGAUGGUUAGCUAGCUUGUAAGUGUGAGCGCGUGGAUGAGAUGAUAUAAAUCUCUGUAUUUUAUAUGUAAUCGUAUUUGGUUGAAACAAACAAACAAACAAAAAAGACGGAGAAGGCUUCAGGAUGUCCUUAAGCAGCCAGACGACCAGCAGCCGCGCCAUCCCGGCCACCAGACGGGUGAUUCUCAGCGACGCAGCCCAUCUACCCCAUGAUUAUUCCAGCACACCUGGAGGAACUCUGUUUAGCACCACUCCCGGAGGAACCAGAAUCAUCUAUGACCGGAAGUUCCUGCUGGACUGUCGCAGCUCCCCGUUGGCCCACACGCCUCCCAGCUGCCUGCCUGACAUCCCCGGAGUGACCAGCCCUCCCAAAAACAACAAAACCCACCCUCGAGAGCGCGUCAGCUGCAGCAGCAGCAUCCCUCCUGUGGACAAGGCCACGGGUGAAGACGCCCAGUUUGAAAUGGACAUCUAGUAACGUCAAACAUCAACAUGACGGUGAUGGCGGUCCUAUAAGGAUGAACGAAACCGAUUUCUCCCAUCAUCUACCUUCUUUCAUUAUCUGCUGUUGUUUUCCCUCCCCAUUAUUUCUGUAUCAAUGCUGUCAUUCCAGACACGCACAAGACAUCUACCAUCGAGUCUCAACACCGGCGCACACCGCUGUGCUUAAAUGCGCUUAGGUUACUCCUUGAGCAUGCCAGUGCUCCUGCGGAAGCCUCUGCUCAAGAUGUGUGAAAUCCAAACACUUUUUGUUGCCGCGUGUGUAGUUUGCUAACAUGACCACUGGGAGGAGAAGUGGUUCUUUCUGUAUUUUUUUUUUUAUUUUUUAUUUUUUUUAAAACCUCAUGCUGGAGAGUGUUACAGUGUAGAGUCAAAUAACAUUUCCCCACACUUCAUUUCCCAUAUGACGGUGUUAUCUUUUUAUAAGGAAAAUUUAUCAAGAAUUUGUUUCUUUUUCACUUAACGUGUCAAUCAACAAAAUGUAACACCCCCCCCCCCCCCCCCCUUAUGGUUUUGGUUAUACUGUGUAUAUCUUGUCAAUUUUUACAAUAUCUAAGGAAUAAAUCCUUCCCUAAGAUUCAUCCAAACAUGGAAAAAAUGCAGUGAGAAUCCGUUCAUCUUUUGACUUUAGUGGUUUCUGAUGAUGU